CUAGAUUUGUGUCAGAAUAUUGUCGUAUCGUAACAAUCUCACAUUUUUGGAGAACACCCGGGCUGGCUGGGAGCGAUUGAGAGGGGAGGGGAGAUACAGAGGCGAAGAUGGAGACUCCGCCGGUGUUCCAGGAGGCUCCGAGGUGUGACGUUUGCAACUGCGGCUUCACCACUUUCCGGCGAAGGCACCACUGUCGAUGCUGUGGUAGGACUUUGUGCAGUGAACAUUCAUCAAAUCAAAUGGCUCUACCUCAGUUUGGCAUCCUUUCAAAUGUCAGAGUUUGUGAAGAUUGUUUCAAUAAUCGUUCUCGAUCUGGAGAAAAUGGUCAAAGGUCUUAUGAUACAGUUGCUGCUGUAGUAAAUGGAGUUUCAAGAUUAAAUGUGAAUGAGAAUGAUGGCCCUGAAGCUAAUUCAAUCUCUAGGGCUGUUCCUACUGUACUUGAGUGCAAAUGUGGAAUGCCAUUAUGCAUUUGUAAACCUCCAACACCAGAUCCAUUGCCCUCACAGAAUAUUUCCGUUUCUAGUAGUCAUUCAAAUCCAAGGCCGAAGAAUCCCUCAUUAAACCAGAGAACAACGGGGUCCAUCUCAAGGAAGCCCUCUUCUUCUUCUUCUUCUUCUUCAAACAGCAAGUCCAGUUCAUUUUUAAACAUGGGCCAAGCAAGCAAUGGUAAUGUGGACAAGCCUAAAGCAGAUUAUGAUGUCAGUGGAGAGGGUUUAAGAGAUGCCAUCAAGAAUAGUGACCCUGCUGGUGUCAGAAAGCUUCUGAGUGAGGGUGUGGAUGCUAACUACUGUGACAAGCAAGGCAUGACUCCACUACAUUUGGCUGCACUGUUUAACCAUACUGAGAUAGCUUUUAUUCUUAUGAACCAUGGAGCCAGUGUGGAGAGGAAGAAUGCUCAAGGGGAAACCCCUCUCGAUUGUGCUCCCACCAUGCUGCAGUAUAAGAUGCGGCAGAAGAUUGCAGAAGCCAUGACUGACACAGCCAGGAAUCAGUCACCUAUAAACUGAACCUUUAAUCAAUCCAAGCUAACUUCUUCAUGGAGCAGAUAGACUUGUGAGGUUGAAAUUGUUUAAUUUUCGUAUUAUCAGACCUAACUUAUAUAGUUUAGGGCUCUUAUUUUUAUUUCAACUUCUAUCAUAGAAAUGCCGAAGCUUGUUAUUGCCAUCUUAGCGUGCAGAGAAAUAGCUGAAUGAAUCUGUGUGCGUGGAGCAGGUAAUCAAAUCAUUUCUAUGCUGUAAAAUAAAAUUAAUAAUUUUGUUGUAUAUUUGAUGGAUGUUAUGAUGCACUGUAUUUCUAUGGAUUGAUUGAUUUUUUGUCA
Phalaenopsis equestris is the source of this 1318-nucleotide messenger RNA. RefSeq names its product 26S proteasome non-ATPase regulatory subunit 10. Bases 108 to 1007 code for a protein of 299 amino acids. Gene Ontology annotation, cellular component: ESCRT-0 complex. The record is from RefSeq and is a predicted model, not a curated record. The transcript is spliced from 10 exons. Gene Ontology annotation, biological process: protein transport to vacuole involved in ubiquitin-dependent protein catabolic process via the multivesicular body sorting pathway; protein targeting to vacuole. NCBI's taxonomy places the organism in Eukaryota, Viridiplantae, Streptophyta, Magnoliopsida, Asparagales, Orchidaceae. Gene Ontology annotation, molecular function: metal ion binding; ubiquitin binding; phosphatidylinositol-3-phosphate binding.